Messenger RNA from Dujonia railenensis, 1095 nucleotides. Lineage: Eukaryota; Fungi; Ascomycota; Pichiomycetes; Serinales; Debaryomycetaceae. The record is from the annotation of a GenBank genome assembly.
AUGUCUAUCGUUAUCAUUGGUUCUAACGUCGCUGGUAUUACAGCUAUUGGGACUAUCUUUAAGGAAAUUCAAUCUUCUGGUCAAAAAUCGAAGUAUUCCAUAACCGUAGUCUCAAAAUCUAGUCAUAUCUAUGGAAACCCAACUGCCCCACGUCUAUUAGUUGAGCCUCAACAUGCAGAUAAGGUAUUUUUUUCCGUCGAGAACUACUUGAAAAACCAUUCAAAGGGAGUUAAAUAUGAAUUUAUUCAUAGCUCAGUUGACAAGACUGACUUCAACUCAAAGAUUUUGACGUUAUCAUCAGGAAAGGAAUUGAAGUAUGAUUACUUGAUAAUUGCCUCUGGUUCACAUGCGGAGAGCCCGGCUUUCAAGCUACAUGGUGAUUACCUCGAAUCUAAAAAAGCAAUUAAAGAAGUAAAUAAAUCCAUCCAAGAUUCUGGAAGUAUCGCCAUCUUAGGUGGUGGGGCUACAGGAGUUGAAACUGCAUCAGAAAUUGCCUAUAGUUUCCCUAAGAAGAAGGUUACUCUUUUCACUGGUGCUGAGGGUCCGCUAUCUGCCAUUGGUAAAUCAAUUCCAGCAUCAAAAAAAUUAGAAAAGCUAGGAAUUAAAAUUGUGAACAAAAAGAGGUUUAGUUCGAUCGACUCUACUGAUACUGGUGCGUCUGUAAUCACUUUUGCUGAUGGUUCAUCUGAAACAUUUGACUUUUAUCUUCCAACUUAUGGUGUAUAUCCUAAUUCUGAUUUCCUUGAUUCUAAAUACCUAGAUGAUAAUGGAUAUCUUAUUGUUGAUAAAAAUUUAGCAGUUAGGGGCCAUUCUGAUGUAAUUGCGUUAGGAGAUGUUGCUUCUAUUACUGAAAACUCUAUAGUUGAUAUUAAAUUUCAACAAACCAAGGUAUUCACACAAACAGUGAAAAAGACUAUCUUUAAAAAAGAUGUGAAGUUAGUUGAUUACUCAAGAGGUAAGACAACCACCUUAAUUCCGAUUUCUAAAAAUGGAGGUGUUGGUUUGAUGUUUGGCUGGAGUGUUCCAAACUUCCUUGUCAAGCAGAUCAAAAGUAAGGACUUUAUGAUUUCUCAAGUGGGAAAAGAUUAUAUUUGA